GAGAGGCGGCCGCGUUUUAAAGAGUGUGUGUGAGAGAGUCAAAGAGUGAGGCAAUUGUUUUUUAGAGAGCGAGGACUACUUCUGCCACCCCCCUCCUCCUCCCAUCCUCUCCUCCUCCUCCUCCUCCUCCUCCUCCAGCCCUCCUCCCAUCCUCUCCCUCUCCUUGCGCCGAGAGGGACGAGCGAGGCCGGGGGAGCGCCAGGAAAAGGGGAAGGGCCUUUACUUCUCUUCCUCCUGCGUUACAGCUGACAAAAACAGCUGGCGAGCCUAGAGACCAGAGCCCGCUAGAGAGAGGAGCAGGCAGUGAGGAGAAGGAGCUGGGAGGAGGAGGAGGAGGAGGAGGAGGAGGAGUUGGAGCAGGAAGAAAGCGAGAGGAGCGCCUAGGGAGGAGAUUCUAAGGAGUAGGAAGCCGGCGCGAGGCGGAGACCGGGGUCAGGGUCGUGCAUCUCUAUGGGUUGCGCUCUGAGUUCAGAGUGGUCCGGACAGCAGCCGGAGGUACAAGUGUUGUCGACGGCAACGGUUGCCAGGAGCGCCUCUCAGAAGAGGAGGUCGGUGGAGAGAAGCAACAGCGCCAGGAUGAGGCUGUCCAAAACGGGGAAAGGGGAGCCCCACGUCUUUAAGGAGAAGACGUUUAAGAAGAAGCGUCAGUGCUCCGUGUGUCGGCAGGGAGUGGACGGCCUGGGCUCCUUCUGCAGAGUUUGCAAGACGGCUACUCACAGAAAAUGCGAGUCAAAGGCCAACUCCCCAUGUGUUCCGGCCCCUUCCAAUGAUCUGCAGAGAAGGGGGACAGCACCGUCUCGACACAUCCAGCACCUGGGGUCGACCAAGUCACUGAAUUGCACCAAACAGAGAAGCACUCUGCCCAGGAGCUUCAGUGUGGACCGGGUGAUGGAGCGCGUGAUGGAGCGCAACUACGACUUCGAUCUGACCUACAUCACCGAGCGCAUCAUCUCCGUCUUCUUCCCUCCUCUGCUGGACGAGCAGCGGUACCGGGUCAACCUGAAGGAGGUCACCGCCAUGCUGCGCUCCAAGCACCAGGACAAGUUCCUGCUCUUCAACCUGUCUGAAAAGCGACAUGACAUCAGCCGUCUGAAUCCAAAGGUCCAUGACUUUGGCUGGCCUGACCUCCAUGCACCCCCCCUGGACAAGAUCUGUGCCAUGUGCAAGGCCAUGGAGACCUGGCUGACCUCCGACCAGCACGUGGUGGUCCUGCACUGCAAGGGCAACAAGGGUAAAACUGGUGUGAUAAUGGCUGCAUACAUGCACUACAGCAAGAUAUCUGCAGGGGCGGACCAGGCGCUCAGUACCCUGGCCAUGAGGAAGUUCUGUGAAGAUAAGGUUUCUUCAUCGCUUCAGCCGUCCCAGAACAGGUAUAUCUAUUACUUUGGGGGUCUGCUCUCUGGGGCGAUCAAGAUGAACAGCAGCCCCCUCUUCCUCCAUCAGGUCCUCAUCCCUUCCCUCCCCAACUUUCAGGGAGAACAAGGUUACUACCCGUUUGUGAAGAUCUACCAGUCCAUGCAGUUGGUCUACACCUCCGGCAUAUAUGAUCUGCAGGGCACCGGUGGAAGGCGUCUGUGUGUGACCGUGGACCCAGCUCUGCUGCUGAAAGGUGACAUCAUGGUGAAGUGCUACCACAGGCGAGCCCAGACGGCCGACAGGGACACCGUGUUCCGGCUGCAGUUCCACACGUGCACCGUGCAUGGAAGUCAGCUCUGGUUCGGAAAGAGCGAGCUGGAUGAGGCCUGCACAGACGAGAGGUUCCCAUCAGAUGCCACGGUGGAGUUCGUCUUCUCCUCUGGGCCGGAGAAGAUCAAAGGCCGAGAGAUCCAGAAGAACGACCCGGCCGUCACCGUCGACUACAACACGGGCGACCCCGUGGUGCGCUGGGACUCCUACGAGAACUUCAACGAGCGCUUCCAGGACAGCCUGGAAGACAUCGCCCACACGCGAGGGCCAGUGGACGGCAGCCUCUACGCCCAGAUCAAGAAGCGCCGCUGCCCCAACUCCGGCUCGCUCAGCUCCACCAAUGGCAGCAGCCCGGGGGGCGGGUUCGUCGACGAGCGACCCAAUCACCCGCUCACGUCCGCCAGCUGCGACUCCUCCACCUUCUCCGCCCACUCCAACCAGUCGUCCAUCCAGCAGGCCGACAAGCUCCGCCCCUCGCCGCCCACCCGGCAGGAGAGGGAGGAGCUCGACCGCAUGCUCGGCGGCAUCGAAGGGGGCGGGAGCCGCGACGGCGAGCGCGAGACCGCCAUCCUGGACGACGGCGACUCGCUGCCCUCCGAGCCGUCGUCGGGGACGAUGAGGCUGGGGCGCUCGUGCUCCUGCAGGGCGGGGUACCGGUCCCAGCGCUGCGCCCAGCCUGGCUGCGACCGCACCCUCCUCAUGCCCAACGGGUACUGCCUGGACCGGGCGCCGGGCACCAACGGGCACCACGGGGCCACGCCCUCCGCCAGCCCCAAGUCCGGCCUGCCCUCCCACCUGGACCUGUGCCAGCACUACAGCCCCCACCCCCAUCAGCCCCUCCCCCCGCCCGACCUGGUGUGGGACCGCCACGCCGGCCAGACCCACUACCUGCACCGCCCCUGCUCCGACUCCAGCCCCCCCGGCCGCCACCUCUACCCCUACCCCCCCGCCGACCUGCACCCCCUCUCCGCCCCCGGGCGCCUGCUGUGCCGCGGCGAGGACUACGGCAGCCCCUACCACCACCCCCACCCCCACCACCACCCGCACCCGCCGCCGCCCGCCCACGUCUACCAUCACCACGGCAACAAGGGCCCCGCCUACCCGGACCCCCUGCUGCUGGAGGGCGGCAUGGCGACCCCCGGCUGCCCGUGCCGGGACUGCGGCGUGCGCAGGGACGAGGAGGAGGACGCCGCCGCCGCCGCCGUCUACCACGGCAUCCGCCUGGACCCCUGGGAGCGGGAGGCGGAGCUACAGCACCGAGGGGCGGAGCUUCCGCAGAGGGGCGGGGCUCCGGGGGAGCUGCACCACUGGGAGAACCGGGACUCGCAGCAGGGGGCGGGGCCGCGGCGGGCCAGAGAGCUGUCCCUGCACUGGGAGCGCGAGCGCGAGGCCCACCUGCAGUGGGAGCGCGAGUACUGGCACCGCCGCGCCACCGUGGCGUCCUUCGCGCCGCACGGGCGCCCGCACGACCUGCCGCCCGCCGGCGGCGGCGCGUUCACCUUCGACCCCCUGCCGCCGGGCCACGCCGCCUACCCCGAGGCGUCGCGCUCCCACGCCCACUCCCACCUGGACCUCAAGUACAGCAGCGGCAGCAGCGGCUACCAGACGCCGCGCCAGGCCUGCCCCUACUCGCCCUACCAGCCCUCGCCCGCCGAGAGCCGCGGCUACGCCUCGGGCUACCAGUCCGAGUCCACCUCGCCGCUGCCCCCCGGCGGUCACCACGGCAACGGGCCCCCCGAGCACGGCCAGCCGCCGCCCGGCUCCGACGCCCACGUGACAGAUGCCCUGCGCAGCUCGGGCGAGAGCGUGGGCUGGAGGGACCACAUCACCCAGGGCUCCUUCAAGAGGGUCCACCGGCCCCUGGCGGCCUGCUCCACCCCCUCAGACAUGUCCGGACCCCCCACCCCCGUCCACACCAGCAGCCCCAUGUGCCCCCCGGAGAGCGCCAGCUCAGGCCUCAGGGAGGGGGAGAUCCGGACCACCGACAUCCUCAACGGGGACUACGACCCCGCCCCCCCGUCCCACCCGGCCCCCGUGGCCCCGCCCCGCACCCACCUCCCGGAACCCUCCUCCUCGCCGCCGCCGCCGCGCCCCAAGGACCAGUGCUCGCAGGUCGUCGUGGCGACCGCGCGAGGGGAGCCCGGCGAGCGCUGCGGUGCCGCCGCCGACCCGUCGGCGCCCGCCCCGACGGCGCCCGCCCCGACGCAGAACCACUGCGGCUCGGCGCCGCACGCCUCCCCGGACCACGAGCUGGACCCGCCCGCCGCCAUCGCCGCCGCCGCCGCCGCGCCCGUACCGGUGAACCACGUGUCCCCGGCACUCUCCGACCCGGCCCCCCCAACCCAGGGGCCCGCCUCGAGCGACCCGUCCAUGGAGUCGGCCCCCCAGAGCCCCGGCCCCGCCCGGGACCCAAAAGCUCAGCACGUGGUCACCCAGGCGACGGUCCACCCCGAGAGCCCCACCCGGGUCAACGGGACCCCCAACGGGACCCCCAACGGGACCCCCAACGUCCAGGACGCGCCCACACCCAACGCCGUUUCCACGACGCCCGCGCCCGAGUCCCCCGCCCGGGGGUCCGGCUCCUCCCCUCAGCCCGCCUCCAGCAGCACCGACACCUCCCCUCUGUCCGACUCCCCGGUCCCCGGCUUCGCCACCCUGGGCAGGAGGCUGAUGCUGAGCGGCUCGGACCCCCAUCAGCCCCCCCACCAGCCCCCCACGACGAACCACCACGGGGCCAGCAACGGCCAGCAGCACCACUACCACCCCGGGGGGGGGGCCCUCGCCCCGGGGCCCGCCGACAGGUCCCCGCCGGCGCACGGCGGCUACCCGGCUAGCCUCUACGCCCAGCCCCAGCCGGGGGGCGCCCCCCACUGCUACGCCACCCUCUCCCACCCCCAGCCCCCGCUGCCGGAGAAACGCCGGCACCCCAGCCAGCCCGGGUCCCCCGAGGGCGACGGGCCGGCGGGCACCCUGGGGCGACUCUCCUCCGCCUCCUCCGUCGCCCCCCAGCAGCAGCAGCAGCAGCACCACGUCACCUUCUCCCCCACCGUGGGGGAGCUGGCGCCCUCUGGUGGCCAGACCGAGGCGGUGGAGCCCGAGAGCCCCACCAGAGUGAGCGUCAAGUUCGUCCAGGACAGCUCGAGGUUCUGGUACAAGCCGUCCAUCUCCAGAGAACAAGCGAUCGCGGCCCUGAAGGAGCGAGAGCCAGGGGCCUUCCUUAUAAGGGACAGUAACUCGUUCCAGGGGGCCUAUGGGCUGGCCCUGAAGGUGGCCACGCCCCCUGCCAACAUAUCCAAUCACAGCAGCAAAGUGGUGGACCCCCAGGAGCAGCUGGUCAGACACUUCCUGAUCGAGACGGGGUCCCGCGGGGUCAAGAUCAAGGGCUGCCAGAACGAGCCCUACUUCGGGAGCCUCUCUGCGCUGGUCUACCAGCACUCCAUCACCCCCAUCUCUCUGCCCUGCACCCUGAGGAUCCCCGACAAAGAGCUGAUAGGAGUGGGCCAGGAGGUGCACCCCCCCAGUAACAUGAGCAGCGCUGCCGACCUGCUGAAACAGGGAGCAGCCUGUAACGUGCUGUACCUGAACUCCGUGGAGACCGAGUCCCUGACGGGGCCCCAGGCCAUCGCCAAGGCAACGGACGCCACCAUGGGCCGGAGCCCGCGCCCCGCGGCCACCGUGGUCCAGUUCAAGGUGACGGCCCAGGGGAUCACCCUGACGGACAGCCAGCGCAGGCUGUUCUUCAGACGACACUACCCGGUCACCAGCGUGACGUACAGCAGCAUCGACCCAAAGGACAGGAGGUGGGCUAACUCAGACAACAAAUCUGUCCAGGUGUUUGGCUUCGUGGCCCGUAAGCCCGGCAGCGUGGCGGAGAACGUCUGCCACCUGUUCGCUGAGCUGGACCCCGAGCAGCCCGCCUCCGCCAUCAUCAACUUCAUCAACAAGGUCAUGCUGUCGCAGUGCCGGUAGAACGACACAGAGUGACAUAGAGAAGUAAAGCAAUAUAGGGUUGGGUCAUCACUGUUGGUUUGUGUUGUUUCAAUGGUGGGUGAAUGUCACCCAGGGGGGAAACUAGGAGCCUUCAGUUCCAUCCCUCCUUGUAUCUGUACAGAGAGCUUCAUCUGCACUGACCCACCACCAAUCCACCUGAACACCUCUUAUUUCAAUGUUCACAGGUAUCCAUGGUAACCGUCCAAAGCCAGUCAUACAACGAUCGAACCAAAAGGCAAAAAAAUAACUUAAACAUCAAUAAUCUCAAUCCUUUUAUAAUCAGCCGUUACGUUAAUUCAGUAUUUUAACCAAAUAUGUCUACCUUGUUAGAAGUUGAAUAAGCAAUCAUUUGCGAAAUAUUCGACAUCUAUCGGAAACCAACACGAAUUUCGACAACAUCCGAAAGAUGUGUGACUGCUUAUUCACCUCGUUGCAUUCCAUCCUGAAUAGUUUCAGAACUAGGUCUGUAAGCAAGACCAUGUGUAAGUGGGAAGCUAUCCAUAAACAGCUCUUUAAACUAUCGUCAAAGUAUUAUUGUGGGAUUUGGGUUGAAGCAACGAUAAUCUUGCUGAUUACGUUUUAAAUAGAACUUGUGGAUUCUAUAACAAGUUAUUGCACUGACAGAGGCAAGCAUAUUCCCCAUAGGGCUCAGAAAUUGACAGACAUAACUGCCUAAGAUGUUUAUAUCAGUGUUGUAACCAAAUGCAUUAUUUUGCUUUGUCUUUGCAAAUAAGUGACCAAAGAAAAUUUUUGUCUGUAUAUUGUUUCGUGAAUAUAUAUCAAGACCUACGUAAGGCUAGCAGAAUGAUGUACAGCUUAAGUGAUCACGUUUAUUUCAGCCAUGAAUGACAAUCAAUAUUUUUGUAUUCAAAUAAAUAGUUAUUAGUGGGGUAAGAGACAUAACGGUCUUAAUGAAAGAUAACCUGAAUGUAAUGUACUUAACGUCAACAGUGAGGGAUUGUGAGGUAUUGACUGGUGGAAGGAAGGUAUUGAAAGUAAGGUUAGCAGACUAGCUGCUAUAGCUAACCAAUAGAAACCAAGGCGUUGCUAUGUGUCCCUGCAGGUUUUAAAAGUAAUGUGUUCAAAAUGGAAAGACGCCAAGAGAAGAGAGUAUUUCUUUUUUUUACAGAGCCGUUGGUCUAUUAUUCGAUUAUGCACACAUUGACUGUUGACUCAUCCGUAUCAGUUAUUUUGACCAAUUUUGAUUCAAGGGCCUAAUUCUUGCCACAUAAGAUAUUUACUUCAGUAUAUAAAACAGUUAAUAAUGAUGUCAAAAGUAUUUUUUUACUCCCGUAACAGUGUGAGGUUAUCGAGUAUUAAUUGUAUCCAAAGCUGACAUGUUGGACAAAGUCAAGAUAGACACAUACAACUCUCCCACUGAUGUAAAAUAGUGGCCUGAAGACCCGUUAAACAUAACCAACGAUAGAGCACUCUAUUAUUAAUAAUAGGCUUUAUAUAUAUUUUUGUAUUUUCGCCUCAUGUAUUUGUACUUUGCAUUUAGUGUGCUGCCAUGUUUCAUAAUACACCAAAAACACUACUUGUAUGACAACUAUAAAAGUAUAUAUAGUGGUCUUUUUCUCGUUGAUCUGUUUUUAUGUAGUAAUAUAUUUUCCCAUGUGCAUCUAUACGACAAUACAAGAGAAGGAGGAAAAUAAAACAAGCUUGUUUAAAUAGCAAAAUAUGAAACAUUAUUGUAUAUGCACACAAAUUAAGAAUAUAAUAAAACGUUCUGGUACCAAAUGUA
Gadus morhua (Atlantic cod) is the source of this 7420-nucleotide messenger RNA. Its product is annotated as tensin-2-like. NCBI's taxonomy places the organism in Eukaryota, Metazoa, Chordata, Actinopteri, Gadiformes, Gadidae. Gene Ontology annotation, cellular component: focal adhesion. The record is from RefSeq and is a predicted model, not a curated record. Gene Ontology annotation, biological process: peptidyl-tyrosine dephosphorylation. Gene Ontology annotation, molecular function: protein binding; protein tyrosine phosphatase activity.